This is a messenger RNA of Stegastes partitus (bicolor damselfish), 3496 nucleotides long. It is a transcript of the gene itga3b, whose product is annotated as integrin, alpha 3b. The record is from RefSeq and is a predicted model, not a curated record. Bases 193 to 3363 code for a protein of 1056 amino acids. Gene Ontology annotation, molecular function: integrin binding. Gene Ontology annotation, biological process: integrin-mediated signaling pathway; leukocyte migration; cell-cell adhesion. Gene Ontology annotation, cellular component: external side of plasma membrane; integrin complex. The transcript is spliced from 26 exons. Lineage: Eukaryota; Metazoa; Chordata; Actinopteri; Pomacentridae.
ACCUAGGCAGUGACACGGAGUGCGCAGCGGGGACAGGCGGCUCUCCAUGGGGAGGUCUCAGUGAGCAGCAGCUACCUGUUGGAGAGGAGAGAGAGAGAGAGAGAGAGCCGUGGCCGGACCCACGCUGAUCGUGGAAGCCCGACUGCACUUGUGAAGGGGAGAAGAAGAAAAAAAACAAAAAACAACCCAAACAUGUCUCCGAGACUAUUAUUCUGCGCUGUUUUGUGCGCGUACCACGGGACGCAAACCUGCAGUGGAUUUAAUAUCGAUGAACGCUUCCCGGUGAUCAAAGAGGGAAAAACCAAAGGAAGCCUGUUUGGAUUCUCGGUGGCUUUGCAUCAGCAGACGGAAGGCUCCAGAAAAUACCUGCUUCUUGCAGGAGCACCCAAAGAGAAAGCCAAAGCUCUACGAAAUGUCAAUGAAACAGGUGCAGUUUACUCCUGCCCCAUGACCACAGACUCCACCGACUGCUCCAGAAUGGACCUGGUCAGCACAACAAAUCCUUCCGAGAUGGUGGAGGGCAUGUGGUUGGGCGUGACGGUGGCCAGUCAGAGGGGUCAGCCGGCGGGACGCGUGCUGGCAUGCGGGCAUCGCUAUGUGAAGAUCGUGAAAGGCGGCACAGAGGAGCAGCGGCGGAUGAUAGGAAAGUGUUUUGUGAGGAGCAACGACCUGACCUUCGACUCCAACGACGAGUGGCAGACUCACAGCUACGAGGUCUGCAACCCCAACCUCGACAUGGAGUUCGAGGGCAUGUGCAACAUGGGCAUCUCCGGCGGCAUGACAGAAACUGAUGUGUACGUGGGCGCGACGGGCAGCUACAUGUGGCAAGGAAAUGUUCAUGUAACGUGGAGAAACCCGGAACCAGGGUACGAAUGGGACUCUGCUGACCUAAACUUUGGACAGCUGAAAAGACGAUACAUUUAUAUGGGCUACUCAGUUCUUGAAGAGAAGAAGCUGCUGAGCCUUGACGACUACACGCUGGUGACAGGAGCUCCCAGGGACGAGUCCAAGGGAUCUGUGAUAUUAGCGAAGAAGACCAGCUUCGAGCAGGUGCAAACCAUCCCCGGCGAACAAGUGGGCUCCUACUUCGGAAACAGCCUGGCAGUCACCGACCUCAACAAUGACGAUUGGAAUGACCUGAUCGUGGGGGCACCGUUUUACUUUGACCGUAUGAAGGAUCAGGGAGGAGCCGUGUACAUUUUCAUGAACGAGAACGGAUCUUUCCAGAAUAAAUCCACCGUGGUGCUGAAGGGUCCGUCCGACUCUGGGUUCGGCAUCGCGGUGGCUGCCAUUGGGGAUAUCAACCAAGAUGGAUUCCAAGACUUUGCAGUGGGGGCACCAUUCACCGGCACAGGAAAGGUCUACAUAUGGAUGGGAAGUAAAAAAGGAAUCUCAGAGGAGGCCAGUCAGGUGAUCGAGGGUAAGUCGUUGGGAUUCAAGACCUUCGGCUACUCCAUCAAUGGAGGGAUGGACAUGGACGACAACAGUUACCCCGACAUGCUGGUGGGCUCUCUGGACGACCGCGUCGCCCUGCUCAGAGCUCGGCCGGUCGUCCACUUAACUAAAGACUUUACUGUCAAACCCAAGAUUGUGGAUCCGAAUAAGUGUUCUGGAAAUAAAUCAUGCAUCACAGUUACUCUGUGUAUGUCCUUCACGCUAAGCAAUGGAAACAAAGACUUCAAGAAAGAUAUCGCGGUGAAGUACACAGUGGAGGCCGACAUGGAGAGAAGAAGAAGCCCUCGCGUUCGUUUCCAGGGUAGUAAUGGUGACACAUUCACUGGCGUCCUGAGCCUUUCGUCUUCCAAACGCAAGUGUCAUGAUCUGUCACUGUCUGUGGUGGGGCCUGUGAGGGACAAACUGGAACCAGUGGUCUUUUCCCUCAACAUGUCAUUACAAGAACAAAAACCGAAAUCCAGACGCUCGCUACAGAACUUGGACUCAUUCCCAAUUUUUAGCCAGGAGCAGAAGCUCACCCAAAGGGCCGAGAUUAACUUUCAGAAGGAGUGCGGCUCAGACAACAAAUGCAGCAGCAACCUACAGCUGACAGCACAGUUUGUUGAUGAUGACGAAAAGCCGUAUCCCAGGAAGGGCAAAUUCCAGGUGCUCCAGUUCAACAGCAAUAUAAAGCUAUUGAAGCUGCAGGUGGUGGUGACAAACGCUCCUGCUCCCGGGAAGCUGGCUGAGGACGCCCACCAGGCGGAGGUCAACAUCACCAUCCCUGAUGCACUGAAAUACUCUGGUGUCCGAUCUGCGGCGGACCAUGAUGUGCGAUGCGAGUUUAACCCUACAUUUCCCCACGUCAUUUGUGACCUGGCGAAUCCACUCAAAGGCAACGAAAACGUGUCUCUGCAGAUCAACUUCCAGCCAUCAGGGAUCAACCUGUACACAGAAGAGAUCGAGUCUCAGUUGCUCCUGUCAACUCUCAGUGAGCAGAGUGACCUGCGGCCUGUGCCUGUGGCCAUGCUGAUAGAAAACACCAUCCUCCCCAUCUUCUCCAUAGAGAAACAACUGGUGCAAACUAAAUUUGGUGGCACGGUGAUGGGCGAGUCAGCCAUGGUCAACACCAGUGACGUGGGCAGUCUGGUGGAGUUCACCUUCGUCGUGAACAUGACUGGAGAACCGCUAGGAGACAUGGGGACGCUGGCGGUGGAGUUUGAGUGGCCCUUUGAGGUCGCCAAUGGCAAGUGGCUGCUGUACCUGACGAAGAUCCUUGUUAAGGGGGAAUCAGAAACGGAGUGUAACCCAGGUGGAGACGUUGUCAACGAGCUUAACCUAACUUUGUCAGAGAGUGGACAUAAGCGUACUAAACGGCAGAUCGUAGUGGAUGAUCCAGCUGAUCCGACCCGGCCACGUGUUAUUGAGCCACAGGCGGCCAUCACAUUGCUGGGUCCUCGCAAAGAGUCCUACCUGUUGGAUUGCUCCAAGGCGACGGCAAAAUGCGUGACGUUUACCUGUCCACUGCUCAACAUGACCAAAUCAGCCAAGAUCUAUGUCCGGUCCAGGUUGUGGAACAGCACAAUGCUGGAGGACUAUUUCAAUGCGCUGAGAGUUACAGUCAGAGGUCAAGCAACGCUGAAGCUCAUUACAGAUAAACCGACAUUAAAGAUGAACAGACAGACCACCAUGUUCGCAGUAGAAAUAGAACCAGUGGAGGGAGUGGAGGUACCCUAUGAGCUCCCCCUAUGGAUCAUCAUCUCUGCAGCUAUAGCAGGAAUCCUACUACUAGGAAUCAUCAUUAUUAUACUAUGGAAGUGUGGCUUCUUCCAAAGGGCCAGCAGGAGGGAGAUGUAUGAGGCCAAGGCCCAGAAGGCUGAGAUGAAGAUCCAGCCCUCUGAGACAGAGAGGCUGACUGAAGACUACUGAGGCUCCCAUGUGUCUCCCAACAGCACACGCCAUUGGGGCUUUUGGCUUGGAUUCUUCAAACGAGCCAUCUACUACCGGAUAAUGCCAAAGCACCAGGGGGUGAAAAUUCGCAGGGCUGAGCGCUAUCAGUUUA